Molecule: messenger RNA, 1636 nt
Organism: Paecilomyces variotii
Lineage: Eukaryota; Fungi; Ascomycota; Eurotiomycetes; Eurotiales; Thermoascaceae
Exons: 4
Coding region: 378-1238 (286 amino acids)
Source: RefSeq, a predicted model, not a curated record
AAUGAUGGGAUCAGCUUGUCAAUAGUGAACUUGACCCUUUUUCAGGACCCGACAUGUCGAGAGCUUGCCACAUUGUCAGUUGACCAACAGCUAAAUAAUUUCGUUUAGACUUUUCAGAACUUUGUGCCUCAUAACACAAAGGUACUAAUUAUCGAAAACAGUCUUCAAGACCGUUUACCAGUUGUUUAUCCUCUCCAACGUUUAGAUCUCUUACCGAAGGCGUAAUUAAUUCCCUCGGCUUGCUUCUGGAAAAACAAGCUGACUAUCUUAGCCUCAACAUACUAUUUCGUCUGCGGAACAUGAAUGAUAAGUUUCUCUUGCACACGUGGCUAUUCGAAGCCACUUAUUAAAACAUUUCCUCUUAGACUUAAGAGCCAAUGAAGCGUCCGCCUCUUCUAGAGCAUUCGACGUUAUCUUCAGCACAACCAAAUAUGCGUUCAUUUCUCUACAUAAUCCUAGCCUUUUCUCCGUUCAUAUGCGCAUUUCCGGAAGUGGAUCUUCUUUUGCCCGGGAUUCAUGAUCAGAAGUUGCAAGCAGGGAUCCUGAGUGAGGAGAACAACACGAGAACUUACCUGGUAACCUUUAUGGAAACUGGAGAAUUAGCAAAUCCCAAAACUAGGCAGAACACUAUGACUGCAAUCUCCGCGCCGGAUUCUUUUCAACUAAUAAGCGCCGUCAACAAGGAAAGAACUGCUCUGUUGUCCUGUGAUAUCUCGUCAACUACGGCUACUUCUUGUCAUGCCAGUGUUGGGGAGCUCCAAGUUCGUGGAACACUGAAAUCGAAAGACCUCAACUGGACACCGGUGCCUGUCACAACUUCAUAUGAGGAUCGCAAGAAGAAUGGUGACCCAACAUCGUCUCCUUCUUACUGUUCAGCUGCUAGGGAAACUGCCGUUUCUCAAGGCACAUCAUCAAACACAGUGCCUGCUGUCAACGAGCCUUUUUCAAAGGAGAGAAAGAGCUCAAAUGAUUCAGUCCUUCUCAACGCUUUCCGUUUGGCAAGCAUAAAAUUAUUCCAAGAUGAAGAGACAUCUGAGCCUUUUAUGACUGAAGUUUUAUACACAAGCGGUUUUGCCAUGUUGAUGUUUGCCUACAGUACCUUCUUUUCUGAACCACCGCAUUCACUUUUCGGCAGAACUACCGUGUCCUGUCUCAGCAUGUUAUGUAUACGCGGCGGUGGCUUCGCCACCCUGGCAAGGAAGAAAACCUUAUGCAAGCAGAGGCUUUCAGUGAAAUAGUUUCUUUUCUGCAUUCUCUUUAACCGGCCAAUACUGAAAAUAUACGUGUUCACCAACCUACUCAUAAGCGGAUCUAAUCAGUUCUGGCAACUUUUCCAUUUCUCCGCAUACAAGCGAAUAGUAGCAAUCAUAUGGCUAAUUCUUGGGAAUAACCCAAAGCGACGUUGAGUCUAACCGGGCCAGGUGCAAUGUUACCCGCAAUGCCACCCUUAUAGAAAUUCUGUUGUGUGUAAGCAUUAUUGACGGAUCCUUAUAGAUCUGGGGGCAAGCGUGGUGGUUUCGGAGGCUGUGUUGUUUGAGAAUUCAUCAACCACCUUCCAUUGAUUCCGUCAAGCAACAACCUAGGAGAUGAAAGUGAACCGGGAUCUUAUUAUCCAGGGCGUUUUGCACUAAAAAAC